AUGGAUCCAGGGGCCUCUGGGCGUUCUGCAGAGGGCCUCAGGCCCGGGGAUGCCGGGGGGGGGCCCCGGGAAAAGAUGGAGGCUGCGGUGCGGCUGCUGCCUUCGUGGGGGCCCCCCGACACGACGAGCGAGGCGGAGGCUUCCCCAAGGGAAGAGGAGCUGCAGCGGCUGAUAGAAGAGGCCCUGGGAGACGAAGUGCCGGCGGAGGUCUCUCUGGAUCCGGAUUGGCCGCCGCUGCUUGCCAAGUUGCACGCGAAGUACCUCUUGGGGCUGGGCGCGGACCCCUUCACCAUGGAGGCCUUCUUCGGGGCCUCGACGAAGAUGGGCGGCGCUUACUGGGCCACCAACGCCCUCUGGCUCCUCGGCCUCCAGAGCCGCAAGAACCGGCGCCUCCUCCACCAGGCCGCGGCAGCAGCAGCAGCCAACAGCAGCAGCAGCAGCAGCAGCAGCAGCAGCAGCAGCAGCAGCAGCAGCAGCAGCAGCGUUCCCGUCCCGGAGAGCAGCGAGGGCUCUUGCGACGCCGCGGAAUCCAGCCCCGGCGCGCCCGACGCCCGCGCCUUCCCCCCCUGCAGCAGCAGCAGCAGCAGCAGCAGCAGCAGCAGCAGCAGCAGCGGCGGCGGCGGGAGCAGCGGGAGCGCGGGUCUGGACCGCUUGCUGGAGUCGCGCGAGGACGCGGUGUGCGAGUUCGUGCUGCGGUGCCUGCAGCCGUGCGGGGGCUUCAGCGCGGACGUGUGCCAGGAGGCGCAGCUGGCGUCGACGCACUACGCGCUGCUGCUGCUGGUGGGCCUGGGGCGGCUGCAGCUGCUGCCGAGCGCAGCGAAGACAGCAGCGUGGGUGCAGAGCCUGCAGCAGCCGGGCGGCGGCUUCCUGAGCGCCGCGGGGGGCGAAGCCGACUGCCGCUUCUCCUACUGCGGGCUGGCGAGCCUGUGGCUGCUGGGGGCGCUCUCUGCGGAGGCGCGCAGCAGCGAAGCGCGCUUCCUGCUGCAGCUGCUGAACGAGGACGGCGGCUGCGCCUGGGUGCCGGGGGGGGAGUCCCACGCCGCAGCGGCGUUCUGCUGCCUCGCCGCGCUGGAGCUCUGCGGCGGCCUCUGGGCCGUCGACCGCAGCAAAACUGCGCGCUGGCUGCUCGCCCGCCAGACCCCCGCCGGCGGCUUCAACGGCCGCCCCGAGAAGGCCCCCGACGUCUGCUACUCCUUCUGGAUCUUCGCCGCCCUCAAGCUCCUCGGCUACGACUCCGCGGCCGACGCGCCGCGCCUCGCCCGCUUCGUCCUCGCCGCCCAGGACUUCGGCUUCGGGGGCUUUGCGGACCGCCCCGGCGACGUCGCCGACGCCUUCCACACCUUCUUCGCGCUCGCGGCCCUCGGCUUGGUCCGCGGCGCCCGCGCGCUCCAGCCCCUCCACCCCGUCGCCGCGCUUCCCGCCGCCCUCGUCGCGCUCCUCGGGCUCGACGCCCGCGCGCUGCCCUACUUGCACUUCUCUUGA
Molecule: messenger RNA, 1482 nt
Organism: Eimeria tenella
Lineage: Eukaryota; Apicomplexa; Conoidasida; Eucoccidiorida; Eimeriidae
Product: geranylgeranyl transferase type II beta subunit, putative
Exons: 1
Coding region: 1-1482 (493 amino acids)
Biological process (GO): protein geranylgeranylation
Cellular component (GO): Rab-protein geranylgeranyltransferase complex
Molecular function (GO): Rab geranylgeranyltransferase activity
Source: RefSeq, a predicted model, not a curated record